Messenger RNA from Candidula unifasciata, 2793 nucleotides. The record is from the annotation of a GenBank genome assembly. Lineage: Eukaryota; Metazoa; Mollusca; Gastropoda; Stylommatophora; Geomitridae.
GUGUCCCACAAGGUGAUCUGUCUGAAAGACCUCACAGGAAUGACAGAGAUCAAGGCUUCAAGUCGACAGGCCAUGAUCGGCAGUCUGACAGAUAACUCAACGGAGACCUUCUGGGAGAGCGGAGAUGAAGAUCGUAACAAGCUUAAAGUGCUGACCAUCACCUGUUCCACAAAAACCGUGCCAAACAUUGUCUAUGUUCACAUUGACAACAUCAGAGACAUGGGUAACAAAGUAUCAAAUAUAACCUUCAACGCUGGAACGUCAGCUGAUGACCUGAAGAAAAUCAAAGUUGCUGAGGUUGAUGUUCGUCACUGUGGAUGGAUCAGCUGCCCACUUGCAGCAUCAACAAAUGCCCCAUCACGUCACCUGACUAUUGAGCUCAAGGGCCCCGACCAAAGUCUUCGGUUAAGACAAAUCAAGAUCUUGGGUUCUGUUGAGGAUGAAGACAUGGAGCUGGCCGUCAAGAAAGGUGCUGCACAGAUUCAGCAGGAGAAUUGUGAGGCAGAGACACUCAAAGUCUUCAGGAUCCUGACCUCGCAGGUGUUUGGCAAGCUGGUGACCAGCCCAGAAGACAGUGAGACUGAAGAUGACAAGAGGGAAGACAAGGACAAAGUGGAUGGAGACAAUGACCUUAAGGAGCACAUGGUCAGCAUCCUCUUCAGCCGCAGCAAGCUGUCACACAUGCAGAGACAGGUGUGCAACCACAUCGUUCAGGGCAUCCGAAAGGAAGCAGCCAAGAUGAAAGAAGAAUGGGAACAUGCCCUUCAGCAAGACACCACCUCAGAAGAAGUGCAUGGUUCUGAUGUCUACUGCUUUGAGCUGGUGUCCAUGGUUGUAGCUCUCAGCGGAUCCUCCGUCGGAAGGAAGUACUUGGCCCAGCAGUGCCCUCUGAUACAGGACCUGUUCAGUCUUCUGCACACUGCCACGCCAAGGAUUCAAAGACAGAUCACAGUCAUCUUCCGGCGUGUGCUUCCCUGGGUGAAACCCCCACUACUGGCCACCAUACUAUCCAUUCCAUGCCUGCCCCCUCCAGACUACAACAUUGUUGGAGCCUCCGAGUGUGACUCCACCUUUGACCCUGAUGUCCCUGGCAUUCUGGACGUGUUUCUGGCCUGUAUCGCCAAGGCUCUCAGUGUACAGAUGAAGAUCAAGAGUUCGGGUCCCAAUAAAGUCAGCACAACACUGACACUGUCCCAGUGUCUGGAAGAUUCAGCAAGGUCUCCCCGCUGGUGGAUGAGAGGCAAGAUGGACGCUGGUCUGGCAUCAAGUAUCAUGGAACUUAUCAAAGACAUGGCCGUGGGCAAGCUUUCUGAAUCCUGGGCCACAAACACCAAGGCUGCCAUUGCAGAAGCCAUUCUCAACAUGACCAAACUGGAGGAGCUACAUCGGGAUCCACAGACCUGUGUGAAAACUCCUACACUGUGGCUUGCCCUGGCCUCCUUGUGUGUCCUAGACCAGGACCAUGUGGACCGGUUGUCUUCGGGAGAAUGGAUGUCAAGUCCUGACCAUCAGCACGGUCAGCCAAGGCCCACCUGCGAUAACCACGACGACUCCAUCACACCAGCAAUAAUACUAUGUUCCGACUGUGGGAAUUUGUGUGCCGAGUGUGACCGCUUCCUGCACCUGCCCCGUCGCAUGCGAGGCCACCAGAGACAGGUGUUUAAAGAGGAGGAGGAGGCCAUCAAAGUUGACCUACAUGAGGGUUGUGGGCGUAUCAAGCUGUUCUGGGUCAUGUCUCUGGUGGAUUCUAGAACAUUCAAGGCAAUGGUGGAGUUUAGAGAAGGCAAGGCAUCCAAUUCAACUAUAGGACCUGGCACUUGUCGAUUUUGUGGCCAAACCAGUAACACUGGCCUUCUGGCAAUUGGCAAUGUCUGCUCGGAGCCAGAUUGCCAGGAGUUUGCCAAGAAUGCAUGUACAAAAAUACUGCCCUGUGGUCAUCUGUGUGGCGGCAUAGCCAGAGAGGAGCCCUGUCUGCCGUGCUUGCACCGUUGCCGACCAGUGGACCAGGAGCGACUGAAGCAAGACGCUGACGACAUGUGUAUGAUCUGCUUCACCGAAGCUCUGUCUGCUGCUCCAGCUAUACAGCUGGCCUGCUCCCACGUGUUCCAUCUACACUGUACCAAGAUGGUGCUGACCAAGAGAUAUGCAGGAGCCAGGAUCGCCUUUGGAUUUUCCUUGUGUCCCAUUUGCAAGACCAGCAUUGAACACCCAGCCCUGAAGGCCCUGCUGGACCCGAUCCGAAACCUGAAGGCUGACGUCAAGAGGAAGGCCCUCAUGAGGCUGGAGUACGAAGGCUUGGACAAGGCUGAAGCAAUCUUGACCCCGGGUGCCCGGUUCUACCAGGACCCAGCCGGUUUUGCAAUGGAAAGAUAUGCCUAUUAUGUCUGCUUCAAGUGCAAAAAGGCCUACUACGGAGGUGAAGCCAGGUGCGAUGAAGCUAUUGGUGGCAACGACGACUUUGACCCCUCCGAGCUGGUCUGCGGAGCCUGCUCUGACGUCUCCCGUGCCCAGAUGUGUGCCAAACACGGUGCUGACUUCCUGGAGUACAAGUGCCGCUACUGCUGUUCGGUGGCUGUGUUUUUCUGCUUUGGCACCACCCAUUUCUGUAAUCCAUGCCACGAAGAGUUCCAGCGGGUCACGGCCAUACCCAAGAAAGAUCUUCCACAUUGUCCUGCAGGACCCAAGGGAGUGCAGCUGGAAGGGGAAGAGUGUCCUCUGCACGUUGUUCACCCACCCACGGGAGAAGAAUUUGCCUUGGGAUGUGGUGUUUGCCGCAACGCUCACACCUUCUAG